CUCUGGGACCAGCCGUCUGAGGGAGCAGCGGGAGCCACAGGCAGACGCACAGCCCCAAGCGGCCCGGACCCCGGCCCGAUGGCAGAGGCUCCGAGCCACCCUGGCUCCGAGGAGCAGGAGGCGCUACUGGUGGACAAAGACGCCGGGCUCACGACUCAGCGGAGCGCAGAAGAUGAGGAGGAGGCCGCCCGCGAGCGUCGCCGCCGGGCGAGGGACAGGGAGCUUCGGGCCCAGGACGAGGACGGCGGCCAGUCCCCCGAGCCGCCGGAGCGGGAGAGCCUCCUCAGCCUGAAGCCCUCGGAGGCCCCUGAACUGGAUGAGGACGAGGGUUUCAGCGACUGGUCCCAGAAGCCAGAGCCACAGCGGCAGCCCUGGGAGGCCGGGGGGGCCUCCAACAGCGGGGAGCCCCCUCGGAGCGAGAGUCCGGAGGGGCAGCAGGAGGAGAACAGGCCCCAUCAGCAUGCCUACGGGAGCCAGGGUGGUGAUGAGCAGAGUCCAGCCAGAGUCAGCCUGGAGGAGUUGCAUCUGAGCCCCAGCUCAGAGCUCCAGGACGGGCCGGGAACAGAGGAGACAGAGCCCAAGAGCCCAGAGGGGACCGUCCAGGGCAGCCUGGGGCCGGCAGAAGCCGAAGAGGCAGACGAGCAGCACCAGACACACCAGCAGCCCAGGACGCCCAGCCCCCUGGUCUUGGAGGGUGCUACCGAACAGGGCUCACCUCCCCUGAGCCCCAGCACCAAACUCAUCGACAGAACCGAGUCCCUGAACCGCUCCAUCAGGAAGAGUAACAGUGUGAAGAAGUCCCAACCAGCCUUGCCCAUCUCCAAGAUUGAUGAGCGACUGGAGCAGUACACACAGGCCAUUGAGACUGCUGGCCGGACCCCCAAGCUAACCCGCCAGCCCUCCAUUGAGCUGCCCAGCAUGGCUGUGGCGAGCACCAAGAGCCGGUGGGAGACGGGAGAAGUGCAGGCUCAGGCCACUGCCAAGACCCCCUCUUGCAAGGAUAUCGUAGCUGGAGACAUGAGCAAGAAAAGCCUCUGGGAGCAAAAAGGAGGCUCCAAGACGUCAUCGACAAUUAAGCAGAGCACUCCGUCUGGAAAGAGGUACAAGUUUGUGGCCACCGGACAUGGGAAGUAUGAGAAGGUGCUUGUGGACGAGGGCUCGGUGCCCUAGGCUGCCCUUCUCGCUUUCCUGAGACUGCAGACAGCUCGGGCAGCACCCUCCGCCCUCGCAGGGGCGAGUCCAGCCAGACGCCCACCCCGGCCCUGCCAUGGGAGCUGCUGCUGUUGCCUGCCUGGCCUGCCCGCGCCCGGCCAACACCCACCACCAUCGCCGUCUCUCUACUUCUCGACCCCCCGACCGCUCUCCCUUCCCGCUCUCUGACCCCCACUCUACCUCGCACAGCAGGGGCAGGAAAGGGACUCUCACUGGUGAUUGACCAAAGGGGCCGCCCCCCCCCCCCCCGAGACCAAGAGUCCCCGAGGAAGGCCCAGCCUGGGCAGAGAGAGGACACAUGCUGGGGGACCUCCAGGUCGAGAGACACCAGCGCCUGCACCGCAUUCUCAGGCCCUGCCCCCUCCCUGCUCCCGGCUUGCAGCCUUGUCCUCCGUGUGCAAUAAAGCUCCUUGUGUGUUCCAA
Messenger RNA from Herpailurus yagouaroundi (jaguarundi), 1635 nucleotides. It is a transcript of the gene LSP1, whose product is annotated as lymphocyte specific protein 1. Lineage: Eukaryota; Metazoa; Chordata; Mammalia; Carnivora; Felidae. The transcript is spliced from 11 exons. Gene Ontology annotation, biological process: signal transduction. Gene Ontology annotation, molecular function: actin binding. Bases 79 to 1170 code for a protein of 363 amino acids. The record is from RefSeq and is a predicted model, not a curated record.